UAAUUGUUGAAAAUAUUACUUUAAUACUUAUUCAACAAACAUUUUGUGGUCUACUUUAUGUAAUAAGCAUCAUGCCAGGCUAUGGUAUAGACACAGGCAGGACAGGUGUAACCUCCUGACUUCAAGGAUUCUAGUGAGAAAAACAGUUAAACUUGCAUUUAUAAGAAAGAGUUAUUAUAGAGAAGCAUCGGGUCCUAUGGGACUGCGUAACCAAAGCACUUAUCAUAAACUUGGAGAGUCAGAGAAGACUUUUCAGAGCAGGUCAGUUAAGGCAAGAAACCGAAAAAUGAGAGGACUUAGCCCAGAAAGAGUAUCUGAAGGAAAUGAAAAGGGAAGAAACGUUUUAGGCAGAGGAAGUAGCUUGUGCAAAGGCUUGGAGGUUUAGAGAGCAUCUAUAAGAAGUUUAAUGUGAUUAGAAUGUGGGGUUGGUGAGGGAGGUUGAAGGAGGAUUUGUGACAAAACAGAAAAGUUUUUGAAACUUUUGCCUUUGGGAAGUUUAGAUUGGUUAUGAAGGAAACUAAUAAACAUACUGGCCUAAAAUAAAUACAGUAUUUAAUCUUACCAUCUAGUACAUUUAUAUAGUAUCUUGUUGCUGGUUUGUUUUGUUUUGUUUUGCCGCACAGCAUGGAGGAUCUUAGUUCCCUGAUGGGAUUGAACUCAUGACCCCUGCAGUGGAAGUGUAGAGACUUAACCACUGGACCGCCAGGGAAGUCACCAUUUAUGUAGUAUCUUGAAAGCCAAUCUCAAAUAUUUCUCUGAAACUUCCCAAACUUUUUUAUCCAAAAGACAUCACACUAAAUUCUCAUUGUCUCUGUUGGCAAAGUGAUCACACUCUGGCAUGUCUAUUUUAAAGAAUCUAAUUUGUGAAACAUUAUUUCAGUGUUUACAUUCUAUCUCUUCAAAUAUAUAGUGAGCAUCCUGAACCUCGAGCUUGUUGAACCUUGUAUAUAAUAAAAGCUCAGAGAAAGUAAGGGUUUAUUCAAUUAGCAGGUAAUGGAACACAAAAAAGAAGAGAGAAAGUCUAGUUCUAAUUUCUUCUAUCUAGCUGUGUGAUACUGUACAACUCAUCUGGAUUAAGGUUUUCUUCUCUGUCAGAUGACAGAAUUGGACUCUACCCAAUGAGGAUGGGGGCUUGGAGGGACAAUCUCACUUUUUAAACUAAGCACUAAGCCUCCCCUCUAGAGUUGGAUUUUCUUUGAGGACCUUGACUACUACUAAACCCCUUGAAUAGCAAAGUGUUGAAUGAGAGCUAUUAUUACCGAAGGGAGUAUGAUGCACGUGAAAAACCCAGAAGCUAAGGUAAGACUAUAUGGGUAAUGGCAGUUAACUUUUGAGUUUAUUGUAAUUGACAUCAAUCAGAGACUUGUGCAGUUACAUACUAUGUUUGACUCCCUUUUGUAUCUAUGGGUAAAGUUUAUAGUCUGUUCAGCUCAGUCAGAAGGAAGUAUGUACAUAGUUACUGUGACUAAGGUGAAAUUGAAUUUGUUAUUACUUUAUUGUGAUGAAAUGCCUACUAGCGUCCUGUGUAAAAAAAUUGACCAAAAAGGGAGAAUGGAGCCUUGGUCCCUUUGUGAUAGAAAUGAAUCUUUUUUUCUGCCCUCUAAUUCAUAUAAUCAGGCUAGUAUCUUGCCUUUAUUGGUACCACUUAAAGGAAUAAUCUUAUAAAAGAAGUAUGCUUUUAACUGCAGAACCUCAUGGAAAUUCUGUUUCAGGAAGAUUCUUCAAUCACUAUGUCAAGUGACACAGAUGUUUCUCUUUCUUCAUACGAUGAAGAUCAGGGAUCUAAACUUAUCCGAAAAGCUAGAGAGGCACCAUUUGUCCCCAUUGGAAUGGCAGGUUUUGCAGCAAUCGUUGCAUAUGGAUUAUAUAAAUUGAAGAGUAGGGGCAAUACUAAAAUGUCCGUUCACCUGAUCCACAUGCGCGUGGCAGCCCAAGGCUUUGUUGUAGGAGCAAUGACUCUUGGUAUGGGCUAUUCCAUGUAUCAAGAAUUCUGGGCAAAACCUAAACCUUAGAAGAGGAGAUGCUGUCUUGGUCUUGGUGGUGCUUGCUUUAGUUAGACAUCUCAUAUUGAGGUUAUAUGUUUAUGUUGAAAAUAAAUUCUGUGGGUCGGACAAUAACAUGGUAAUU
Molecule: messenger RNA, 2127 nt
Organism: Physeter macrocephalus (sperm whale)
Lineage: Eukaryota; Metazoa; Chordata; Mammalia; Artiodactyla; Physeteridae
Gene: HIGD1A
Product: HIG1 hypoxia inducible domain family member 1A
Exons: 3
Coding region: 1695-2012 (105 amino acids)
Biological process (GO): negative regulation of apoptotic process; mitochondrial respirasome assembly
Cellular component (GO): mitochondrion
Source: RefSeq, a predicted model, not a curated record